AUGGCCUGCAGGUCUCUGCAGCCGCUUGACUCUCUACAUCCUCCCGCCUCCAGGACAGAUCCAGGCAGGCAGACCCAGACCUGCCCAGCCAGGAUCAAGAGGCGCCAUGAAGUGCGCAAGGACACCACGGCUGACAGGAGGCCAGCCAAGAAGAAGAGGAAGGCCACCUCUGAGCGAAGCCUGGAGGCCGACGCAAAGAGCCUGAAGGGACAGAGCCCGGAGCCUCGAGCAGAGUCAGCAGAGGGAGUUCAGACACUUUCCUCCAGCAGCAGCUCUGCCUCGCUCUGCUCGGCCCACGGCGGCUGGACCAUCAGCGCCGCUGAUUUUCUCGCCAUAUACCAGCCGGUGGAGCUUCUUGGUGAAGGAGGCUAUGGAUCAGUUUAUGCCGGCUACCGCAUUGAGGACCAUUUGCCUGUCGCUAUCAAACAAAUUGAAGAAGACGACGUGAUCUGUACGCCGAAGGUGAUCGAUGGGAAGCUCUGCCAGUUCCCCCUGGAGGUGGAGCUGCUUCUGAAGGCGGGAGCAGGAGCGGGGCCAUCGGGCAGCAGCGCCGCAGUGAUGCUGCUCGACUGGUUCUUCAUGGAGGACAAACUGGUCCUGGUCAUGGAGAGGCCAGAUCCCUCCACUGACCUGGAGAACUACCUCGCCGACCAAGGAGGCGCCCUGCACGAGGACGAGGCCAAGAUUCUCAUGAGGCAGCUUGUGGACGCUGCCAUAGAGAUUCACGCCAGGGGAGUUUUCCAUCGUGACCUGAAGCCUCAGAACAUCCUGGUGGAGACGGAGUCGCUGCUCCCGCGGGUCCGCCUCAUUGAUUUCGGCUGUGGCGACAGCUUCCAUGAGGGAUCCUACAGCGAGGACCGAGGAACCUUCUUCUACACUCCACCAGAGAUGUUCAGGUGGAGGUGCUACAGUGCUGGUCCCACCACGGUGUGGCAGCUGGGGGUGGUGCUGUACGAGAUGCUGACCUCGUCCAUCCCCUUUGCCACCGAAUACAAAAUUGUCCACAGCGACCUUGACAGCAUUGAUGAGCUGUCCCAAGACUGCCAGGACUUUUUGAGGCAGUGUCUGGCCAAGUCCCCCGAGCGCCGUCUCACCCUGGAGCAGAUGAGGCUCCACCCCUGGAUGUGCUGA
Myripristis murdjan (pinecone soldierfish) is the source of this 1131-nucleotide messenger RNA. Its product is annotated as serine/threonine-protein kinase pim-2-like. The transcript has 8 exons. Gene Ontology annotation, molecular function: protein serine/threonine kinase activity; ATP binding. Lineage: Eukaryota; Metazoa; Chordata; Actinopteri; Holocentriformes; Holocentridae. The coding region runs from base 1 to 1131 and encodes 376 amino acids. The record is from RefSeq and is a predicted model, not a curated record. Gene Ontology annotation, cellular component: cytoplasm. Gene Ontology annotation, biological process: protein autophosphorylation; negative regulation of apoptotic process; regulation of mitotic cell cycle.